This is a messenger RNA of Microcebus murinus (gray mouse lemur), 2202 nucleotides long. It is a transcript of the gene PREX1, whose product is annotated as phosphatidylinositol-3,4,5-trisphosphate dependent Rac exchange factor 1. Gene Ontology annotation, cellular component: plasma membrane. The record is from RefSeq and is a predicted model, not a curated record. Gene Ontology annotation, biological process: intracellular signal transduction; G protein-coupled receptor signaling pathway; regulation of signaling. NCBI's taxonomy places the organism in Eukaryota, Metazoa, Chordata, Mammalia, Primates, Cheirogaleidae. Gene Ontology annotation, molecular function: GTPase activator activity; guanyl-nucleotide exchange factor activity; protein binding.
CGCGGCCGCGCCAGCAUGGAGGCACCCGGCGGCAGCGGCGGCGGCGACCCCAGCGGCGACGGGGCAGGGGACGGUGCCCACCCGGAUCCCCGGACCCCCGGCGCCUCUGCGCCCAGCUCCGGCCCGUGCGCGGCCGCCCGGGAGUCGGAGCGCCAGCUGCGCCUCCGCCUCUGCGUGCUCAACGAGAUCCUGGGCACGGAGAGGGACUACGUGGGCACCUUGCGCUUCUUGCAGUCGGCGUUCCUGCAUCGCAUCCGGCAGAACGUGGCGGACUCCGUGGAGAAGGGCCUCACGGAGGACAACGUCAAGAUCCUGUUCUCCAACAUCGAAGACAUCCUGGAAGUUCAUAAGGAUUUCUUGGCUGCCUUGGAGUACUGUUUACACCCGGAGCCUCAGUCUCAGCACGAACUUGGGAACGUUUUCUUGAGAUUUAAGGACAAGUUCUGCGUGUACGAGGAAUAUUGCAGCAACCACGAGAAGGCCCUGAGGCUGCUGGUGGAGCUGAACAAGAUCCCCACCGUGCGCGCCUUUCUGUUGAGCUGCAUGCUUCUGGGAGGCCGGAAGACCACGGACAUCCCUUUGGAGGGCUACCUGUUGUCUCCAAUUCAGAGGAUCUGCAAGUACCCGCUCCUCCUUAAGGAGCUGGCCAAGAGGACGCCCGGCAAACACCCGGACCACCACGCGGUCCAGAGCGCCCUGCAGGCCAUGAAGACCGUUUGCUCCAACAUCAACGAGACCAAGAGGCAGAUGGAGAAGCUGGAAGCCCUGGAGCAGCUGCAGUCGCACAUGGAAGGCUGGGAGGGCUCCAACCUCACCGACAUCUGCACCCAGCUCCUCCUGCAAGGGACGUUGUUAAAAAUCUCGGCAGGCAACAUCCAGGAGAGGGCCUUCUUCCUCUUCGACAACCUCCUGGUCUACUGCAAGCGGAAAUCCAGGGUCACCGGGAGCAAGAAGUCCACCAAGAGGACCAAAUCCAUCAACGGCUCCCUCUAUAUCUUCCGGGGUCGGAUCAACACCGAAGUCAUGGAGGUGGAGAACGUGGAAGACGGGACAGCGGAUUACCACAGCAACGGCUACACCGUCACCAACGGCUGGAAGAUCCACAACACGGCCAAGAACAAGUGGUUUGUCUGCAUGGCCAAGACGGCGGAGGAGAAGCAGAAGUGGCUGGACGCCAUCAUCCGCGAGCGGGAGCAGCGUGAGAGCCUGAAGCUGGGCAUGGAGCGCGACGCCUACGUCAUGAUUGCGGAGAAGGGGGAGAAGCUCUACCACAUGAUGAUGAACAAGAAGGUGAACCUGAUCAAGGACCGCCGGCGAAAGCUGAGCACCGUCCCCAAGUGCUUCCUCGGCAAUGAGUUCGUUGCCUGGCUUCUGGAAAUUGGCGAAAUCAGCAAGAUGGAAGAAGGAGUCAACUUGGGCCAAGCCCUGCUGGAGAAUGGUAUUAUCCACCACGUUUCUGACAAGCACCAGUUCAAGAACGAGCAGGUGAUGUAUCGCUUCCGCUACGACGAUGGCACCUUCAAGGCGCGGAGUGAGCUGGAGGAUAUCAUGUCCAAGGGGGUGAGGCUUUACUGCCGUCUCCACAGCCUCUACACCCCCGUGAUCAAGGACCGCGACUACCACCUGAAGACAUACAAGUCGGUGCUGCCCGGGAGCAAGCUGGUGGACUGGCUGCUGGCCCAGGGAGACUGCCAGACUCGGGAGGAGGCCGUGGCGCUCGGCGUGGGCCUGUGCAACAAUGGCUUCAUGCACCACGUGCUGGAGAAGAGCGAGUUCAAGGACGAGUCCCAGUACUUCCGCUUCCACGCGGACGAGGAGAUGGAGGGAACCAGCAGCAAGAACAAACAGCUUCGCAACGACUUCAAGCUGGUGGAGAACAUUCUGGCCAAGCGGCUGCUGAUCCUGCCGCAGGAGGAAGACUACGGCUUCGACAUCGAGGAGAAGAACAAGGCCGUGGUGGUCAAGUCGGUCCAGCGGGGCUCGCUGGCUGAGGUGAGGCCCGAGGGCAGACUCGCGGGCCGGCACCAUCCAGGAUCUGCUGGUGCCCCGGUGCAGGCGGGGGUGGGCGUGUCUCUCACAUUCCUCGAGGCGGGAGGCCCCGGCAGAUCCUGGGGUGACAGCUGGCUCCUCUUGUGGCCCAUGUGGGGAAACCGAGUCAGGACCCCCUUGUCUGCGGUGGCCGGGUAAGCGGGAGCGAGAGCG